AUGUCCGCUGAUAUUCCGGAGGAGGAGUCCGCUGAUAUUCCGGAGGAGGAGUCCGACCCUACCAAGGAGGGGUCUGUCAUUCCGGUAGAGGACAUUGAUGCGUCGGGGGAAGACCUCGCGAUUCCAGAGGAGGACUUUGAAGUUCCAGACGGGACGUCUGAAAUUUCGGAGUCAGAAAAUUCGCAAGAAGACUACUACGAUCCGGAACACGAGUUUGAUGAUUGGGAAGAGUUUGAUGAUUGGGAAGAGUUUGACACAGACGAGUCUGAGGCGGAUGAUGGGCCUGCUACUGAGGGGGAAAGGACCGAUUUUUUAGAGGAGCCUGAAUCUCCGGUGGCAUUCCCGGAAGAUUUGGAAGGGAGCGAAACGACGGACAGGAUGCAUAUUACCCCACACGAUCUCACCGGUGACACAAACGGGAACACUGCUUCCCUACAGAACAAGUCCUACUUUGGCUCUAUUGCUAAUGCUCUUCGUGCUGCAUACGCGGGAGGACGCCCCGACGACAGGCGCAAGAAUAAGAAAGAUCGCGUGAACCCUAAGCGAACGAAGCCUACCAAGCCCAGGGUCAAGCGCACAAAGCCGAGACCCGGUCGCAAGCCAAAGAAGUCGCGCACUCGCACUCCCCCGCGUAAGAGACCCCGCAACCCCAAGAAACCACGCACUGGCACUCCCCCGCGUAAGAGACCCCGCAACCCCAAGAAACCACGCACUCGCACUCCCCCGCGUAAGAGACCCCGCAACCCUAAGAAGCCACGCACUCGCGGCCCCCCGCGUAAGAGGCCGCGCAACCCAAAGAAACCACGCACUCGCACUCCCCCGCGUAAGAGGCCGCGCAACCCCAAGAAACCACGCACUCGCACUCCCCCGCGUAAGAGGCCGCGCAACCCCAAGAAGCCACGCACUCGCACUCCCCCGCGUAAGAGGCCGCGCAACCCCAAGAAGCCACGCACUCGCACUCCCCCGCGUAAGAGGCCGCGCAACCCCAAGAAGCCACGCACUCGCACUCCCCCGCGUAAGAGGCCGCGCAACCCCAAGAAGCCACGCACUCGCACUCCCCCGCGUAAGAGACCCCGCAACCCUAAGAAGCCACGCACUCGCGGCCCCCCGCGUAAGAGGCCGCGCAACCCCAAGAAGCCACGCACUCGCACUCCCCCGCGUAAGAGACCGCGCAACCCUAAGAAGCCACGCACUCGCGCCCCCCCGCGUAAGAGGCCGCGCAACCCAAAGAAACCACGCACUCGCACUCCCCCGCGUAAGAGGCCGCGCAACCCAAAGAAACCACGCACUCGCACUCCCCCGCGUAAGAGACCCCGCAACCCCAAGAAGCCACGCACUGGCACUCCCCCGCGUAAGAGGCCGCGCAACCCAAAGAAGCCACGGACUCGCACUCCCCCGCGUAAGAGGCCGCGCAACCCAAAGAAACCACGCACUCGCACUCCCCCGCGUAAGAGGCCGCGCAACCCAAAGAAGCCGCGCACUCGCAGCCCCCCGCGUAAGAGGCCGCGCAACCCAAAGAAGCCCCGCUCCGGCGGUCGCAACCCCAGGUCCAAGCCUUCGAGGCCUCCGACCUAUACAUUUUCUGGUCAAUCAGAAACGUCAGGAGCCCCCCCUGGGAUGCCAUCCGAGUGCUCUUGCGCUCAGGUCCCCAGCCCCUCAAGCACGUGUUAUACGAUGACAGACUUCGACACAAAAGCUUGCAGAUCGCGUAAAUGCGAGCCGAAGUAUGAGUGUGUAACGAGCGAAGCCUCGAGACAGGUCGUGCAGGCACUGAACGACACGGACGGCCAGCUGAACGUGGCGCAGAGCACGCGACAGGAAGCUUCGACGCUUUGCCGACUCAAGAAGAUCAGUACCCGGUUGGUGCACAAUCGCUUGAAGGCAGGUUUCUGCCAUGAAGAGAAGGUGGAUUCCUGGGCGUACUCCCCGUACACAACGGCCUAG
Molecule: messenger RNA, 1944 nt
Organism: Chondrus crispus (carragheen)
Lineage: Eukaryota; Rhodophyta; Florideophyceae; Gigartinales; Gigartinaceae
Exons: 1
Coding region: 1-1944 (647 amino acids)
Source: RefSeq, a predicted model, not a curated record